Sclerotinia borealis F-4128 is the source of this 720-nucleotide messenger RNA. Lineage: Eukaryota; Fungi; Ascomycota; Leotiomycetes; Helotiales; Sclerotiniaceae. The record is from the annotation of a GenBank genome assembly.
AUGUCCCACAAACGUACCAAUAAAUCGACAAAAGCGGAAAUCUAUUUGGAUCGAAUAUUUGCUUCAGGAACCUUCAAAAAUGUUUGGACGGGGCGCUAUACGGAAGGUAGAAGAAAGGGCCAACGAUGUGUCUCCAAGGAGUUCAAGACCGGCUCUGUGUUUGAGAAACACUUCUUCGAUGAAGAACUUCGAAUAAUCGAACGUACACAAGAGAUCAUUGAUGAUUUCCACGCCGCGAACAUCAUCUUAGGAAAGGACAUUAUUCUCAACACGCCCGAUGUUUGGACAUACACAGAAAGUAGACAUAAAUGUCUCAUCGAACCGAUGAUUGACAACUUUCAAAAGUUCAACAGCAACAGUGGAUGGGCUGCGUCUGAGAAUAUAUGGGAUGAUGCAAUGCAAGCUUUGAGUCACUUCUCCUACCACGACUCCAACCGACAAUUCCUGUUGUGUGAUCUCCAGGGAGGCUCGUACAGCAAUGGAUACAUCCUCUCAGACCCUGUCAUCAUGUCACAAUCUCAUGACUACGGGCCAGCGGAUUUGGGACCUAAUGGAAUCAACUCCUUCUUCCGGAGACAUCAUUGCGGACGAUUUUGCAAACGACAAUGGCUAAAACCUGCAAUCUAUGGGAGUGCUUUGAUUCCAAUGCGGCAAGGAACCACUAUGAUUUCACUCCCAACUCGUCAAAAUCGUAACCCUCUGUCGAGAGUACGUGAGUGA